UCCACCACAACCGAUCUCACCUCUAUAGCCAAUCUUUAGAAGCCCCCCUUACUUGAUAUCCUCACCUUUUCUAGAUGUUUACAUUCAUGGAUACAGCCGUAGUGAAACGUGCUCGUUACACUAGCCCGCCUGGUGAUGUUGAUCGACUAAGCAGUUUGCCAGAUUGCUUGAUAUUCCAUGUACUCUUAAAUCUUCCGACCAAAGAUGUGGUUCAGACCAGUCUCUUAUCCCCCAGAUGGAUAAAUCUCUGGAAACACGUACCUGGUCUGGACUUAGACACCGAAGAUUUCAAAGAACUCGACACCUUCGUGACUGUUGUCGAUAGCUUUCUUGAACGUAACCGCGGUUCGUCCGUACAUCAUUUUAAGCUAGCGUACGACUCCCCUGUCGUUGUGGAGCCUAACACUGGUCUUGUCAAGCGCUGGCUUGACGCUGCUGCUAAGCUGAAAGUUAAACAUCUCAAUGUUUCGGACAAUUCAUCACAGAGUUGGGACCUCGUGAUGUCUCCAACGGUUUACACCUGUAGCAGCUUGGUAUCCUUAAGGCUCGUGGGGCUAACCUUACCUAAUACCGAGCGUGUUUCAUUACCUUCUCUCAAAGCUAUGGUUUUACUCCUCGUUGAGUUUACCAACAAAUGGGCAUUAGAGAAUUUAAUCUCAAAAUGCCCAGUUCUUGAAAACUUUUGUAUUGAGAGAUGCUACGGUGAUGGAAAAUCGAUUUUACGUGUGCAUUCUAAGUCUCUGUUGACCUUCAUGCAUGAUGCGGGUAAUAACGAGGAUUAUGAUGAAGAUCGUAUAGUUGAAAUUGAUGCUCCCAUGCUUAAGUAUUUGAGGAUCAGUGAUGCUCGAACUACAAGUUUCAUAAUAAAGAGUCCACCUUCCAUUGUAGAUGCGGAUAUAGAUACUGUGUUUAACUUAAUUUCUGGAAGGAGACUAGGAGUUGCAAAUGAAGUACAAAAGAGAGAGAUGGUUCGUGAUUUUCUCGUUAGGAUCUCUAAGGUGAAAGAUCUGACCAUCGCCUCCUCUACUCUCGAGGUCAUAUAUGACUACUCAAGAUACGUACAACUACCGGUGUUUCCUAACCUGUUUUUACUGCGUGUCACGUUCGAUAGCUACAUGUGGGAGAUGCUGCCAGUCUUUCUUGAAGUAUGUCCGAAUCUGAAACAUCUUGUCAUGGGAACUUCUGAAAAUCCCAAGAUGGUGGGAAUUACUGUUAUUGCCAGACCUUGGAAUCUGUUAUCAUCUCUAGAGCAUGUUGACAUAGAAAGGUCAUUGACAGGGGAGGCGUUGGAGAUGGCACUAGUGGGUUAUUUUCUUGAGAGCUCACCAAACCUCAAGACACUAUCAUUAAGCUUGGAUGAUUCGCUAAAGAAAGGAGAAUCUGCCUACAAGCUAACAUUAAGUUUGGAUGAUGCCCCAAAGAAAGAAGAAUCUGACAUCUUCAUAGAACUCCUUAACUUUCGGAGACUCUCAAGCUCAUGCAAAAUUAUUGUUGUCUGA
Molecule: messenger RNA, 1499 nt
Organism: Brassica oleracea var. oleracea
Lineage: Eukaryota; Viridiplantae; Streptophyta; Magnoliopsida; Brassicales; Brassicaceae
Product: F-box/LRR-repeat protein 13-like
Exons: 3
Coding region: 75-1499 (474 amino acids)
Molecular function (GO): protein binding
Source: RefSeq, a predicted model, not a curated record